Trichogramma pretiosum is the source of this 1890-nucleotide messenger RNA. Its product is annotated as zinc finger protein 548-like. The coding region runs from base 335 to 1573 and encodes 412 amino acids. The transcript is spliced from 3 exons. Lineage: Eukaryota; Metazoa; Arthropoda; Insecta; Hymenoptera; Trichogrammatidae. The record is from RefSeq and is a predicted model, not a curated record. Gene Ontology annotation, cellular component: nucleus.
UUGCACCAUAGCCGAGUAUGAGGACGGCAGAGGGAGAUAGUUUCGCCAACGAACGAUAGCAACCACGAGGUACCUUAAUUAACCUGUAAAAAAAAGCGUUUGCUCGCCAGUGCGGAGCUGAGUUUUAAGUCCUUGUAAAUAUUGUGCAACGCCUUUUUUAAUUGUCGAGGGAACUAAGUUGCUCGAUGAGCAAGUUGUUUACAAAAUUACAUUCGUAAAAGUGUUUGAGGGAAAUUGAGGUACAGUCUUGGCUACUGGAGCAAUAUAACCUCAAAAACUAUUUUUUCAGUGCGUGUCAGGAACAAUUGAAGUGAAUACUUAUAAUCAAAGAGUAAUGGAUAGCGAUAAAGACGUAGUUAGGGUGAAAGAAGAGCCGAGCGAUACUUGGACGAAUGCAGGCGAUGAUUACAAUUUCAAUCUAGUGAACUCUUGUAAAGCAGAAAACUUUGAAACGUCUAAUGAACUAUCGUUACAGGAAAACUUAGAUGGAAACAUAUUCAUCGAGUGUGAGUUCAAAGAUGUUAAACUUGAACUGAAAUCUCCAUCGGCAACCACCUGCAAAUCUGAGUACCAAAGUCCUCAAGCUAGUGUGAAAAAAGAAAACGAAAUACUGCCGAAUUCCAUGAGUGAGGAAAAGCUCAUUAUUUUGAAAGAGAAAGGAUUUAAUUACGAUAAUAAUUCUCUUUUUCAAGUGACAUCUUGUUCAAAAGUUGCCGUAUAUUCGAAGGUUAAAAGUUUUGAAAAGACUGUUGAAACAAAAUCAUUGCAUGCGUCAAAAAUGUGUAAAAAUACGUCUACAUCGAUAGCAAGUUUGAAACAUAAGACUACGAUUCUUGAAAGAAUCAGACCGUAUAAAUGUGAUAUUUGUCAUAAUUCAUUUGCAUACUCGAAAGAUCUAAAUAGGCACAUAAGUGGAGUUCAUGAAGGUAGAAAACCAUUCGAAUGUGAUAUUUGCCAUAAAUCAUUUGCAUACUCGAAAAAUCUUAAUAGGCACAUAAGUGAAGUUCAUGCAGGUAGAAAACCCUUUGAAUGCAAGAUUUGUUACAAAUCGUUUGGUUACAAGUAUGUUCUUGAAAAACACAUAGAUGCAGUACAUAAUCGGAACGAACCCUUCGAAUGCGAUAUUUGCCACAAAUCAUUUGGAUACCAAAGUCAUCUUAAAACUCAUAUAUUGACUGUACAUGUUCGUAGCAAACUCUUUGAAUGUGAGAUUUGUCACAAAUCAUUUGGAUACCAAAGUAACCUCAAACAUCAUAUAAACGGAGUACAUAAUUGUAUUAAGCUCUUUGAGUGUAAGAUUUGUCACAAAUCAUUUGCAUACCAGAAUAAACUCAAAAGGCACGUGAAUACAGUACAUGAUCGCAGUAAAUCCUUCGAAUGUGAAAGUUGUCACAAAUCAUUUAACCGCAAAGAUAACUUAACAAGUCAUAUAAAUUCAGUACAUGGUCGUUGCAAACCCUUUGAAUGUGAGAUUUGCCAUAAAUCAUUUGGACAAAAAUGUCACCUCAAGGCUCACAUAAAUGCAAAUCAUGUGGAUACCGGCGUAAACUUAAAAUGCACGCGAAUACAGUAAAUGAUCGCAGUACACGCUUCGAAUUCGAUAUUUGUCAAAAAUCAUUCGAACGAAAAAGUAAAAAACAAAACUCACGUAAAGUUUUUAAUUAAUCGUUACAAAUCAUCAAAAUGGUGAAAUAGUUCUAGAAAGAUUUGGAACCUGUAAAUGUUCAUUUACAUAAUUAUCGUAAAAUUUAAAAGAUGUUAAAAAAAGUAUUUGUCUGUUGAUUUUGUGAAAAACUUCAGAGCAUUUCCAACUUUCAAUUAUUUUGUCACAAUUGUAAUGAGUUUCAUCCUUUAUAAAUUUACUUAUAAACUGAAUAAAGCCUAAAUUUU